UUACUUACUUUUUACUCUAUUUGCACCCCCCUACUUUUUCAUCCAAACAACAAUUUACCCCUCCACUUACACCCUCCACCAAGUUGCACCCCCCAACAAUUUACUCCUCAACUUGUACCCCCCUCGAACUUGCACCCCCCUUGUUGCCAAACAUAGUAUGCAUGUUAUGUAGUUUGGAGUUAAUACUCAUUAUUACUUACAUAUACGGAAUACCAAUUCUAUAUUUAUUAUGUAAGACCUUUACAUAAAUGUUACUUAAUCAACACAUUACAUUGAAUACCUAAAGAUAAUUACAGGGAAUGGAUCAGGUCAGUAACCUUAUGGUGAGUAACCAUGAGUAACACGUCCACAUCAGCAUCCUCUCUCUUGGAAAACCUUUAAUUUUUCCCUCUUUAAUAUUUGACGGACGAUUUCUCAUUCAUUUUAAGUCGAAAUUUAAUUUUUUUUGCACAGUUAGAUCAGAUUAAUUGUGCUCUUCAAAAUGAUAUCCACUUUAAUAUAUUUUUUGAACAAAAAAAAUUGAGCCAUUUUUUACGAGUCUAUACCAUAUGGUAUUGACUGGUAUUGAAAUAAAAGCAUAACUAUGGUUUGAAUAAGUACCAUGGUGGUAUGAACAAACCAAGACUGUAGGAUGAUUGAAUACAUGAUAGUAGAAGUAUAUUAAUUGUCAUUUACGACUUUUAACAUUGUAUACCACACAAACCACCUCGUACCAGGGUGGUAUUGUCUGGUAUUGUGUGGUAUUUUUUGGUCCUGUAAUUUGUUCACCCAGAAAUUUGUAGCUCCAAUAGAUCAUGAUGAACUCGUCCCUUCUGUGCAAACGUUUUCAAAAACGAAGAAGAUACCAUACAAUACCACCUCGUACCAGGGUGGUAUUGUGUGGUAUUUUUUGGUCCGGUAAUUUGUUCACCCAUAAAUUUGUAAAUCCAAUAGAUCAUGAUGAACUCGUCCCUUCUGUACAAACUUUUUCAAAAACGAAUUAAAAACAAAGAAGAUACCAUAUGGUAUGCAGUUGGUACCGAGAGGCCAGAAUUUUUUUUUUCUCAAAAAAUAUUGAAAAUUGAUCUCAUUUUGUAGAGCACGAUGAACUCGUUCCAUCUGUGCAAAAAAAUUUAAAAUUCGAGUUGAAACGAAAAAGAUAUAAGUCUAUUUGGACAACCUAAAAACCAUAAUAUUGCUGGUACCCACUUUUAGCCAUACUUAGGGUAUGUUCUUCAAAUCGCAGUCGAAUCAAGAUAACUUAAACUAACGUAGUUUAUGGGAUACGAAACUAGAAGAGAGAGAUUGUGGUGUGAAGACUGAAUCCAAGUAGCAAAUCAUUGGAACCUCCCCAUCCUCCAUCCCUCGAAAAAAUCCUUACCCCAUUCUGGAUAAUACCCAAAAGACACCAAUCAAUCAAUUAACAAAACAGGGGAACCCUUCAGUCUCCCCUGCACCCAAAACACCGCUAGAUGCCACAAUUUCUUGGCAAUCCCGUAGCCGUAGUAGAACAAGAAGAAGAAAGGUAAUGGCCAUCUCCCGAUUCCCGAAUCCAUGCCGGAUUGUACCUACUUAUAAAGCAGAGCAGUCUCCACAUCCAUAAUCAACACCAAUCUUCCCAUCAAUCAAUCUUCUCUGUGUCUUUCCCUCUGUUUCUCUCUGCCCAUUUUCAUAACCUGUAGAAGAAAGAAAAAAAUGGCAGCAGCAAAGCACAGCCACAUCCCCACAAUCUGCUCACUCCUGCUCCUCUGCGCCAUCCUCCCACUAAUGGCCGCCGCCACAGCCCAACAGAGGAAGCCGUCCGUCGCCGUGGAAGGAGUCGUCUACUGCCUGAGCUGCAAGUACGCCGGCUCGGGGUCUCUGAUCGACGCCACGCCGAUCCAAUCAGCCAAUGUCAGCGUCAGUUGCGCGAAUUCCGGAUUGUACCAGAUCAAUCAGACCGACGAGCACGGCUACUUCUACUCGUGGCUCGAUGGGUCCAAGCUGGGCCGCGGGGGUUUGGGCAAUCCGAUCCAGGCCUGCACGGUGAAGCUGGUUUCUUCCCCGCUCGGGGCCUGCAAUGUGCCUACCGAUCUUAACCAUGGUAACGACGGAGCCAAGCUCCGGUUCGAGGGUAAGGUGGUGAAGUCGCCCCAUUAUGCUGUUUUCUAUGCUGCUGGUCCCUUGGCGUUUCGCCCUCAGAUGUGCGCAAAUUGACCUUGCUGCUUGCACCAUGGUUAAUGACUACUUAUUUGCUAGUGAGGUUUCAAGUUUGAUACAAGCAGAGGCUAGCUAUAUGGACAAAGGAAAGAAUAAAAGAGAUGCAGAUUUAUGUGUUUCGUAGAAGAUAGAUGGAGGACUGUUCUGCUAACUCGAAAUGAAAUAGGGCAACAAUAAGGAUCUAGUGUGUGCUAUCUGAUAGUGGUAGACUACAGAUUUGAGGCACUCUGUAGCUGGAGUACAAGGUCUUUGCUUCUUUUUGAGUUGUUCUUGGAAUUAAGGUGUAAUGAGUUG
This is a messenger RNA of Linum trigynum, 2472 nucleotides long. The record is from the annotation of a GenBank genome assembly. Lineage: Eukaryota; Viridiplantae; Streptophyta; Magnoliopsida; Malpighiales; Linaceae.